Molecule: messenger RNA, 1041 nt
Organism: Mucor velutinosus
Lineage: Eukaryota; Fungi; Mucoromycota; Mucoromycetes; Mucorales; Mucoraceae
Exons: 1
Coding region: 1-1041 (346 amino acids)
Source: RefSeq, a predicted model, not a curated record
AUGAGUCAUUUCAAAGAUACUGUUUACAGCAAAGCCCCCUUCAGUGUUCGCGUUGUAGAAUUUGACUGCCUCAAUUGUGGUAGACGUUGGAGUUGUGCAAAUGGAAGCCUAGAAGACUAUCAAAAAUGCAAUAAUUUUUACGCUGAAUGCUACCCUGUGGGUUCUAGAAUACGGGAACCCACCAGGUUUGGCAAUGAGAACAGACAAACACUUCAAGGACAUAACAAAGAUAUAUGUGGCAAGUGCGCAAGGUUAGGAAGAUCGUGUAUGAUGCUGAGCAACGAAAGCGACAACGACACUGACGAUGUGGAUACGUACAUGAAGAUUAUACCCCAAGCACGUCAAUUGAAUUCAAGAGGCUAUCAUCAAGAUGAAGAUCGACCUGUUACUGGAAACUAUUCGCCCAAGCAAUCGCCUGAAUUGACUACGCUGGCGCUUCGCUACCUUCCAGAGCCUUAUGCACCAAACUAUUCAAACAGGAUUAGGCUAGCUACAACUUCAAAUGACAUUACAUCCCUAGGAAUGACUGUAGCAGAAACGUUGAAAAAUGUGAUUCAUAGUGCUCAAGAGAAAGCAGCAAAUGAACCAUGGGAUGGCACUUUUAUUUACGAGGAUUGUAAUGAAGAAGAGGACGAGGACAAGAACCAACGAGAUACUAAUACAUUAAACGAGAUAUGGGAUUAUGAAGCCUCUGUCUUUAAUCAAGAUGAAUGCGAUGACUAUGAUGAAUUGCAUUACAACAGCGUGCUCAAUCGCCUUGAUGAUGAACUGGACUUCAGCAGUGAUAAUGACGAAGAGGAGGAAUCUAACGAGAAUAAAAUAGUUGCUUUUGAUGACAGCAACGACAUUGAGCCCUAUUUCUACCAAGAUGAUCAAAACUACUCCUUAAGCCGAGAUGAAGAAGCUUGUUUUGAUGAUAUAGAUAAUUUGUCGUCUGAUGAUGAUUUGUACAAGAAGCAAAUAAGAAACCGAUUACUUCGCAGAGGAAGAAGGCAUGUCUUACAAGGUCGAAAGAACUCUUUGAAAUUAAUUGUUGGUUGA